Momordica charantia (bitter melon) is the source of this 3145-nucleotide messenger RNA. Its product is annotated as G-type lectin S-receptor-like serine/threonine-protein kinase At1g34300. Gene Ontology annotation, molecular function: protein serine/threonine kinase activity; ATP binding. The record is from RefSeq and is a predicted model, not a curated record. Lineage: Eukaryota; Viridiplantae; Streptophyta; Magnoliopsida; Cucurbitales; Cucurbitaceae. Gene Ontology annotation, biological process: protein phosphorylation.
CUGAGAGUCGUUUUCCUUACAGACCCGAGAAAGUUGACCGGUGGAUUGGAUUCACGAGUGGAAGAACAAAGAAAUUACAAUCCAAUGAUUUCAUGGGCAUUUCCAUUUUCCAGUCUUCUGUUUCCAGAUGACUGCGAUUUUUCUUCUGUACUUUAUAUGCACAAUCCGUUGCUUCGAUCGGAGAAGCAAAUUCUUCUGAGACUUUUCCAAGCUUCUCCUAUUGAUUUUCUUCGAUUUCGUUGCGGAUCCUGUGAUGCGAGAUCGAAGAGAAAUGAACCUCCAUAGCCAUUUGGUUGUUUUCUUUCUUCCUUUGCUUCUUCUUCUUUCAAUCUCUUCAUCGGCAGCCGCCAUAUCCCUUGGUUCAUCGUUGAAAGCUUCCAAUCUCGAGCAGGCGUGGAAUUCGUCUAACGGGGAUUUUUCUUUUGGUUUCCGUCCCUCGGGUGUAUCCAGUUCCUCUCCUUCCUUCAUCGCCGGCAUAGUCUACACCGGUGGUGUUCCUACGAUUUGGUCCGCCGGCGGCGGUGCUGCAGUGGAUGCUUCAGGUGCUCUUCAUUUUGAUUCCGACGGUAACCUUCGUCUUGUCAAUGGCUCUGGUGCCGUCGUUUGGGAAUCUAACACCACCGGCCGUGGCGUCGCCUCCGCUGUACUCGAUAACACCGGCAACCUGGUUCUUCAAAACAGUAGCGGCGAGCCCGUCUGGUCUUCCUUCGACCACCCGACCGACACGAUUGUUCCAUCGCAGAAUUUCACGGUGGGUAUGGUCCUGCAAUCCGGUCGGUAUUCUUUUGAACUACUUUCUGUUGGAAAUAUAACUCUGAUUUGGAAUGGAAAUGGACCGAAUAGCGAUGUAGUUUAUUGGAAUCACGGCUUAAAUACGUCGAUCAAUGGGACUUUGAAUUCUCCUAGUCUACAAUUAGAUCCUAUCGGGAUGUUGGCUGUUUUUGAUUCCAAAAUACCAGCCGGAUCAUUUGUGGCUUAUAGCAACGAUUAUGCAGAUGGGGCUGAUACGCUUAGGUUUCUGAGGUUGAAAAAUGAUGGAAAUUUAGAAAUUCACAGCGUCGUUAGAGGCAGUGGGUCCGAAACAGUGGGAUGGGAAGCUGUUCCAGAUAAAUGUCAGAUUUUUGGAUUCUGUGGGGAACUUAGUAUUUGUAGUUAUAAUGAUACAAGUCCGAUCUGUGGUUGCCCAUCUGCAAAUUUUGAGCCAGUUGAUCCAAACGACUGGAAGAAAGGGUGUAAGAGGAAGUUUGAUAUCGGAAACUGUUCCAUUGGCAUUACCAUGUUGGAGUUGCCAAAUACAAAGUUAUUAACAUAUCCAGUAAAUACAGAGGUUUACUCGAUGCAGAUAUCGGGGUGUCAAUCGAAUUGUCGACAAAGUUCUGCUUGUGUUGCCUCCACUGCCCCAUCAGAUGGAAGUGGGUUUUGUUAUUACGUACCAUCAGGUUUUAUUAGGGGAUAUCAGAGUGCUGCACUGCCAAGCACUGCAUAUCUCAAGGUCUGUGGACAAGUGAUCCCAAACCAACUGCAAUCCCCUGAUGUUCCAAGGCAGAGUGAGGGUAGAAAUGUGAAGGCUUGGGUAUUGGCAGUCGCGGUUUUGGUCACCCUUUUUGCCUUGGUUGCUCUUGAAACUGGUUUAUGGUGGUGGUGUUGCAGAAACAGCCCCAAUUUUGGAGGGAUGUCCACUCAAUACACUCUUCUUGAGUAUGCUUCUGGUGCUCCGGUCCAGUUCUCGUAUAAAGAACUUACGCGCGUGACCAAGGGUUUCAAGGAAAAGCUUGGAGCCGGUGGAUUUGGAGCUGUUUACAAAGGUGUUCUCACUAAUAGGACGGUUGUUGCAGUGAAGCAACUCGAGGGAAUCGAGCAGGGAGAAAAGCAAUUCAGGAUGGAGGUAGCAACUAUAAGUAGUACGCACCAUUUGAAUCUGGUGAGAUUGAUUGGUUUCUGCUCGGAAGGACGCCAUAGGCUAUUAGUAUAUGAGCUCAUGAAGAAUGGCUCUCUUGAUGGUUUGCUUUUCAAGACAGAAGACGGACACUCUGGGAAGUUCCUCAACUGGGAAGAUCGAUUCAAAAUUGCAGUUGGAACUGCCAAGGGGAUCACAUACCUUCACGAGGAGUGCCGGGAUUGCAUCAUUCAUUGUGAUAUAAAGCCAGAGAACAUACUCUUAGAUGAGAAUUUGAAUGCUAAAGUCUCAGAUUUUGGCCUGGCAAAGCUCAUAAAUAUGAAAGACCACAGAUACCGAACAUUGACUAGCGUGAGAGGGACGAGGGGAUAUUUAGCACCUGAAUGGCUUGCGAACCUGCCCCUGACUUCAAAAUCUGACGUUUUCAGCUAUGGCAUGGUUCUAUUGGAGAUUGUAAGUGGAAGACGAAAUUUCGAAGUUUCUGCAGAAACAAAUCACAAGAGGUUCUCCUUGUGGGCUUAUGAAGAGUUUGAGAAGGGAAAUGUGAUGGAAAUUGUUGACAAAAGGCUUAUGGAUCAAGAGAUUGAUAUGGAGCAAGUGAGUAGGGUGGUUCAGGUGAGUUUUUGGUGCAUCCAGGAGCAACCGUCUCAGAGGCCAAUGAUGGGAAAAGUGGUGCAGAUGAUCGAAGGAGUCGUCGACGUCGAGAGGCCUCCCGCACCCAAAGUUACAUCCAUGGUGUCUGCAAGCGGAACAAGUACUUAUGUCAGCAGCAACGUGAGUAAUUUCUCUACCACGGCAGAUUCAACGGCUACACCCGCUACACCGGCCUCGUUUUCAUCAUCUCUUGCUGCUGCAGACUUGACUUCUGGUGGCAGGAACCUUGAGAAAACAACUUCAUCCCUUCUGGAAUCAAGGUACGACUAAGCCCUUCAGUUCUUGUCACAUUUCAUACACCGAUCUUGGUACAAAAGUUGCUCAAAUGUUUACUAAAAAGCUUACAGUUUCAAGUCAUGGUGGAUCAACAAUCAAAGUUAUCUUUCCAUGUAAAUGUGAAAAUAUCUUGUAAAUAGUUAGUUGCUAAGUUUUGUUUUGGUGUUGAGGGCGCAAGCCCAGCUAAGUUCCUUGGAAGAUCUAAUUAUAGUAACUCCAAAUAAAACUGUAUUGAUCGCCAAAUUUACUGUCUCCUUUAUUAUUUGUAUGAUCAUUAUGAUAAGUAAUUGUGUGUGUCUAUAUAUAUAUUUCAAAGGA